AUGAAUGUACUCCGAAGACUUAAUACGAUCCUCGCUUCAAACAGUAACUCGGCUAAAGUUACAUCUGCAUUCAACCUCUCUGCUAUUCCUUCUCCUGUUAUUGAAAUAAGGCCUAGUCAAUUUUUACAGAGGAAACCAACCACCAAUACGAAUACCAAUACUGCUUCAACACGAACUACAACAAGAACAUCAUCCCGAAUAUCUCUAAGGGAAACUAAGAGCAAAGUUCAAUUUCCUAAUGAUACUAUAGAUAAUAUAUUUAAUGAAAUUGAUGAAAGCAGGGCCACUACAAAGGAGAUUAAAAGCAAGCAUAAAAAAUCUAAUCAAACUCCCUCGAACACAUCCCAGCAUAAACGUGAUCCAAGCAUUAGAGAAUGUCAAGAAUAUAUAAAUAACAUUAGGUCAUCGGUUGGUAAGGGGUCUUAUUACGAAAGGAAAUCAAUCAGAGAACGACUUAUUUCAUUGAGUCCGCAUUCCUUUGCUCGUACUUCUAUUCAAGAUAAUUAUGACUCGCAGAGAGCAUUAGAGAUUUAUAAUGUUAACAAAAAUAUAAAAACAAAUCCGGAAUAUAAAUAUAUUAAGAGUGAAAAGAAUCGAGAAUUUCUCUCGAGGAUUUUACCAUUAUUGAUUAAUUUGACCCCCAAUAUCAGCAGUUCAAAUUAUCUGCGGAACAAUAACGAAGAAGAAGGAAAAACAAUUAGGAAAUUUCCUAAGUUUACAACAGAUGAAGUACCACCAAUCCCUGAUUUCCAAAAUGAUCCACAAGUUUUACAAGAUUUUAUCGGCUUAUUGACACAUACAACAUUUUACUAUAGGAAUUCUUCCAAAUUAAAUGGUAUUAUACCGAAAAUAUUAAGGAACUUAAUCCAUCCAACAAAUUUGAAAACUUUAAAACUUAGAACAAUUACUAAUUUUAAUGAUUUAAUUUAUUUCUACAGUAACAGAUUCGAUUUUGCCUCUGUAAGAGAAUUAUUCAAACAAUCACAAUUAGAAAACAUUCAACCCAACACAAUGACAUUUAAUCUAUUAUUAAGAUCGAUUUUGAAAAAUUCUCAAAUUAGGAAAAUUAACCCAGUGGUCAAUGAAAUUGAAUGGGUAUUACUAAAGAUGGAGAAAUGUUCAGUGAAUGCAAAUUAUAUCACCUGGCUUACAUUGUAUAAUUUCUUACAGGAUAAUUUAUCAAGAGAUGUGUUUAUUAAUCAAAUGCAUACGAAGGGGUUCCCAAUAAAUAGAAAUGAGUUUAUUUAUACAGUAAUGCGGAAUAAUGAUGAAUAUACCGGAUUACAAAUUUUGGAAUUUUUGAAAAAUAAUAAUAUUGGGUUUAAUGAUGGCAUUUUUACUACGAAGUUGAUUAAUCUUUGUAUUGAAAGGUUUUUAUCAAAACAAGAUCAAAAAAAUCUGAAUUAUGCAUGGAUAAUUUUGAAAUAUUUUGGUAAUGAAAAUAAAUCUUUGUUAAACUAUAAGACGUUGAAUUGUUUCUUGGAAAAUUUUGCUAAACAUGGUAGAAUUGAUCUUUCUUUGAUGAUCUUUAACGUUUGUACAAAACGAUUCGCUAUCUUACCUAAUUUUGAUAGUUUUGAAAUGUUAUUCAAAUCGCUGGUUAUAAAUGGAUAUACUAAAAAUUUCCCAAUGGUUUUAAAAUAUUUAAAGAAAUUAAAGAAAAGUUAUAAUUAUGAGGAAAGGAAUACAUAUUGGAUUGUGAAAGCGGAACUAAUAUCCAAGUAUAAUUGUUUGAAACAUUUUACUGAAGCGGACUUUAUUAAAUGUGAAAAAUUGUUAUCUCCUGAUUCAUUUACGUGGGAUGCUAAAACUCUCAUUUGGCGAACCUGGCAACAACCAAGUUCGUCACUUAGGAAGAGAUUACGUUACCUAGGUUGCUUUAGUGGUAACCGUCAUACGAAAUUUAGUAACAAAUUCUUAAAGUAUGAUGGUACACCUCAAUAUGAUAGUUCCGUGAAAACGAGUAAAUAUAUCACAUCAUCACUAGACAUUGCAAUAAAGAAGAACGAUGAAAGGGAGAGGAUUAAACUUUUUGCUGUUAAGAGGGCCAUGUUUAAGAGAGUACCUUAUGCGGAAGAACCAUUUGAAAGUUUGAAAAAAGAACUUAAAGAAAGAAAUAUUAUAAAGAAUUGA
This is a messenger RNA of Naumovozyma dairenensis CBS 421, 2133 nucleotides long. It is a transcript of the gene AEP3, whose product is annotated as Aep3p. The coding region runs from base 1 to 2133 and encodes 710 amino acids. The transcript has a single exon. Gene Ontology annotation, molecular function: protein binding. Lineage: Eukaryota; Fungi; Ascomycota; Saccharomycetes; Saccharomycetales; Saccharomycetaceae. The record is from RefSeq and is a predicted model, not a curated record.